Colletotrichum orchidophilum is the source of this 258-nucleotide messenger RNA. RefSeq lists its product as uncharacterized. The record is from RefSeq and is a predicted model, not a curated record. The transcript has a single exon. Bases 1 to 258 code for a protein of 85 amino acids. Lineage: Eukaryota; Fungi; Ascomycota; Sordariomycetes; Glomerellales; Glomerellaceae.
AUGCGGAGCCCGCUGGUGUGGACUGUGGCGGGUGGCAGGUGGAAGAGUGAACUUUGCGAGGAGGAGGAUCCUGGAGGAGCCUGGAGGAGGAUCCGCAUGUGCUGGAUUCGCUGCCCAAGGGCAAAGGCCACCAACCCGGUAACUCUGUAUACGGUCGGUCAAGGUCCAGCAUGGUGGGUUGUGCCGAGCCUGGGCUUUCUGCUCAAAGUGUGCCGAAAGUCCAGGUUCUAUUACGGUAUGAUUAACAGCUCCAUCUGA